AUGUGGUCUAAGCUGCUCUUCAUUGCUCUCUUCGGACUUUUCCUUGCCGCCAAAUUUGAAGUGAAUGAUGCGGUCGUUUUCAGGUUCACAAACUUCGUCUGCGAGAGCUACAACAAAUCGUGGUUCGUGUUCCACAACUGUCGCCUGAAGGCCGUCAGUCGGAGCAAAGUGCUCCUCAAUAUGAAUGGGACGGUGCUGCAUCCGGUCAAUAAUGCAACGCUCCAUGCGCAGAUAUUCAAGAAGGCCAACGGCUUCAAGCCGUGGCUUCUGGAUGGAACCGUCGAUGUUUGCCGAUUUUUAAAGAAAGGCUACAAUCCGUUUAUCCAAAUAGUGUUCAAUCUUUUCAAGGAGUUUUCCAACAUCAAUCACACAUGCCCGUUUGUGGGUCCACAAAUAGUCAAGGACUUCUAUCUGCAGCCCGAGCUGCUGCGACUGCCCUUUCCUACUGGGGAUUACAUGUUGUCACUGCAGUGGCUCUUCCACAACAAGCCCCAGUUCGAUACAAAUGUCAGCUUCAGCUAUGUGGAGGAUCUACUCAAGAGGAACAACUAA
Molecule: messenger RNA, 552 nt
Organism: Drosophila subobscura
Lineage: Eukaryota; Metazoa; Arthropoda; Insecta; Diptera; Drosophilidae
Exons: 3
Coding region: 1-552 (183 amino acids)
Source: RefSeq, a predicted model, not a curated record